AUGGCAUCAAAAGCUCCAGAAUCGCCCCUCAUAGUAGACCUCAAAUCCUCCACAACAAAUCCCCCAGAAUCAUUCCCCGAGCAAUCCCGCGGCAACGCAACAUGGCACACCCUCGUCUCCGCCCCGGGGACAGUAACCGACUCCCUCAGCUCCGGCGUGGCGACCUGCCCGCCCAACGGCAGCCUGGCGCUACACCGCCACAAGCAGGCCGAGAUCUACUACGUGCUCUCCGGUAGCGGACAAGUCGAGAUCAACGGCGUCCGGCACGCCGUGUCCAAGGACCAGCUAGUGUGGAUUCCCGGGGACGCGGAGCACGGUGUGUUUUGCGACGGCGGGGAGACCAUGACGUGGCUUUAUGUUUUUCCGGAGGGCAGGUUUAGUGAUAUUGUGUAUCGGUUCAAGCAUGAGGUUUUGGGGGAGCCUGAGGUUCGCGCGAAGCUUUAA
This is a messenger RNA of Colletotrichum abscissum, 444 nucleotides long. RefSeq lists its product as uncharacterized. The coding region runs from base 1 to 444 and encodes 147 amino acids. The transcript has a single exon. The record is from RefSeq and is a predicted model, not a curated record. Lineage: Eukaryota; Fungi; Ascomycota; Sordariomycetes; Glomerellales; Glomerellaceae.